Messenger RNA from Panonychus citri (citrus red mite), 2942 nucleotides. RefSeq lists its product as uncharacterized. The coding region runs from base 1928 to 2662 and encodes 244 amino acids. The transcript is spliced from 6 exons. Lineage: Eukaryota; Metazoa; Arthropoda; Arachnida; Trombidiformes; Tetranychidae. The record is from RefSeq and is a predicted model, not a curated record.
CUCCGUUUUUUUGUUUUCCUUGUUGUAAUCUUAUAAAUUGUUUAGUUAAUUGUUAACUAUGUAAACCUAUGGAUUGACAAUUUGUAGAACUGUGAUUAAGGAAUAAAAUUUGGUACGGAGAGAGUUUUUUUUUCUUCUCCUUCUUUUUCGUCUUCGUCUUUAAAUGUUAACCUAAUAGGCGCAGGUACAAAACAUUUUGAACAUAAAGAGACCUCGAUUGUUACGAUCUCUUUAUUUUCUUUGCCUUCAUUAGUUGAUCAUCAUCAUUAACUACGAUAAUCAAGUCUAAAUCAUCAUCUUCCUAAUCCCUCUUUUUAUCUAAUCUCACUCUCUCUCUCUCAUCUUGUGUCAAAUGGAUUAUUGUUUAUGGUUUUUGGCCCAUCGAUUGAUUUAAUCACCUUAAAUUACUGUUAUCCUGUUAAUCUUAUAAUCUAAUUGUUUUAAUCUGUUGAUCUAAAUCUGGUCAAUAUCAGAUGAUCACAAUUUGAAUAAGAAAAGAAAAAUUUAAAUUUAAAUUUCUGUCAUUCACUUUUUCAUUUGAUUGGAAAGAAAUUGUUUUACUACCUGUUGAUUAGUUUUACCUUUUAAUUUUCUUAAAUUGUUCCCAAUUGAUUGUGUUCCUUUUAAACGUUUAAUUGUUUCCUAAUUUUCUCUGUAAAUUAAUCAUGGUUAAAGUAACCAGUUUGUUCAUUUCACUGAUUAUGCUAAUUGGAAUUGCUUUUCAAAAUUGUUCCAUCAUUCCUGUUAACAGGUUAUCAGAUAAUACAAGUGCAAUGUUAUCCAAACCUGAGAAUAGUUUAACAAAACCCUCUGAGCUUAAUUACAGGUCCAAAAGGAGCGGCAUUUCGGACCAAAGAUUAGCUGAACUCGAAGCACUUUAUGCCCUUCGAAGACGAGACAAUGCAUUAAGAGCUCAAAAUCCAAUGGGAAUCGGUGAUUUUGAUUUCGAAAGGCUGGGUAAACGUAAACGUCGCGAGGAAAAAAUAAAUUACCAAUCAUCAUCUUCAUCAAUUCACCAACCACUACAAUCUGAUGAUUAUAUUUCAGUUGAUUCAUUGGCCUAUUGAGAUAUACUGGUCAUCCUAAUGGUCAAUUCAUUAAUCUAAUAAUAACUCGUAAUCUUAAUUUAAUAUUAUCACUGAUCAUCAUUUUCAUCUAUCCAAUUGAUGAGAAAACUUUUUCUUAUAAACUUUAAUUUAUUAACAAUUGAAACAAACAAAAUCUGAAUUCUGUUAAUUGUUUGGUUAAUUUUUCUUCCUAAUGUAAUCUAAUUAAUCUAAAUCUCAUCUCUCUCUCUCUAAUUUAAUUUAACUUGUUAUCCUUUUAAUCAACUAAUUGUUACAACAGCAAAAAUUCACUAUCUCAUUCCUUUGUUUUUAAUUAGUAGAUGAUUGAAUCUUAAUUGUGUUCAAAUAAACAAAAAAUAAUAUUAACUAAAUUAUAAGAAUAAUGUAAAAACCGAGUCAACAAUUAAAAUGAAUUGAAUUUGAAUGGUUAAUUUUCAAUAAUCAAAUAACAAAUUAGUUGUAUUAAUUUACUUUAAUUUGAACAAUUAAAAAAUUAUGUUGAUUACAAUUGAAUAAAACCAAAUAACUGAAUUUAAUCAACUUUUUUUUUUGAUUAUGAUUUGAUUUGAUCAACUGUGUUAUCCUUAAUUAAUACAAAUGUAAAGAUACGAUUAGGAUAUAAUUAAGAUGAAACAAUUAGUAUCCUUUAUACUUACAAAUCACAAUUGAUUGUAAAUUAAUUGUCACAGUUUGAGAAAUAAAAAUUGAUACAAAUGAUUUAAUCAACUUUGUUUCCAUGUUAAUGGUGAAAAUUAUUCCAAUCAAUUUAAAAAAGAUGAUCAACUAAUUGUGACAAUUAUAAUGAAUGAAUUGAGUUGGAAAAAUAUUCAGUGAAUUGUGACUUUGAUAUUACUCUGAUCAUGCUAAUCAACUGUAAUCAUCAACUAAUCAUAUGUUUCAUUUUAGCGUCAAUUGUAACUGUAAAUACUUUGCAAGGUGACAAUUUAUUAAUCCAAAUUCUUCCUACACCCAGUACAACCACUCGAAGACCAACAUUUCCGCCCAGUCCACCGACGACCAGAACAACCGUUAGACCAUCACAUCUAACCACCAGGCCACCAAAUUGUCCCCCAUGUAAUUGUACCAGUGCAGCAGCUUCAGGAACCCAAAGGACGAACCGUAUUCUUGUGGGUGUUGUCUUUGUGUUGGGUUUAGGUGUUGUCACCUUACUUGGAGUUCAAAUGUACAGUAAAUAUAAUAUUAACAGUAAUCUUAAACCUCCACCUCGAUAUGGACAAUCGGAGGAAAAUUUUGAUUAUCGUGUUCGACGACGACCUUUACCACCUCCCGUUCAAAGAGUUCGAAUGGUCCAACGUCCCCCAGUCGAUGCUUACAUGGCACCAGCUCUUCAACCUUCCACACGAAGAUCAUCAUCAUCAUUCAACACUCUCUUCAUGGAUCCAGGUUCAAAUAAUCCAUCAGCAUUUGAGAGCAGUGAAAUGCCCCAAGGGCAAGAAGUACCAAUAAGAAAACAAACUCCCCGAAUUUCCCCACCAAAGAUCAUCCCUGGUUCCCCCGGGGUAACCGGAAUGGUGAUCGGUACUUUGCCCCCACAACCAAUGCCUCCUCCUGAUCGUCGUAAUCAAAACCAGUAGCAAAACCAAAAUACACAAAAAUGAAUCAAAUUUUGCUAAUCAUUUAGAUCAACAAUUAACAGCCAAUCCUAAUCCAAUUUAUUUCUUUAUCGGUUUAAAUAAAUUGUUUACAAAAUUAAGAUUAGAUUUUGCUAAGGAAACCUAAACAGCAACAAAAUUGAUCACUUUUUGUAUUGUCAACUUAUUGAUUUUGUGGUUCAACUUUUAAUUAUUCAUUUUCCUUUUCCCAAUUACCUUAAUUAUUGCGAUCUUUUUUUAAAAAAAACAAUUAACAAUUAAA